UUCGAGCUCGAAAAAGGGGAUACCUUCUCCUCUUCGCCAACCUCCGAUGCCCUUGGCCAUUGGAGCACGAGAAGGAACGCCAUCGGAGAACCAGAAGAGGAUUAGGCUCCGGGGAGGACGGAACGAUGGGGAACAAGAUCGCGCGGACGACGCAGAUGUCGGCGUCGGAGUACUAUCUCCAUGAAUUGCCUUCGUCGUACAAUCUUGUGCUCAUCGAGGUUCUGGGAAGCGGCCGUUUCUUCAAGUCCAUCCUUUGCAAACACGACGAGGGUCUCCUCCUCGUCAAGGUUUACUUCAAGCGUGGCGAUCCCCUUGACCUCAAGGAGCAUGAGAGGAAGCUUUUGGAGAUUAGGGAAAUAUUCCGCAAAGGAGAUCAUCCCCAUGUUUGGCCUUUCCAAUUUUGGCUGGAGACGGAUAAGGCUGCCUAUCUUUUGAGGCAGUACUUCUUCAGCAACCUUCAUGAUCGGCUAAGCAUGCUCCCCAAGCUGAGUCUCAUUGAGAAAAAAUGGCUUGCGUUUCAGUUACUUUGUGCAGUGAAGCAUAGCCAUGAGAAUGGUGUUUGCCAUGGUGACAUCAAAUGCGAAAAUGUUCUUGUGACCUCUUGGAAUUGGCUGUACCUAGCAGACUUUGCUUCAUUCAAGCCAACUUAUAUCCCAGAUGAUGAUCCUUCCGAUUUCUCAUUCUUCUUUGACACUGGUGGUAGGAGGCGAUGCUAUCUUGCCCCAGAGAGAUUUUAUGAGCAUGGUGGUGUUGAGACACAAAUUCCAUCUGAUGCAACUUUAAAGCCAUCAAUGGACAUCUUCUCUCUUGGGUGUGUUAUUGCUGAGCUUUUCCUUGGAGGGCAACCUUUGUUUGAGUUGUCUCAGUUACUUGCUUACCGUCGGGGACAGUAUGAUCCUAUGCAAAGCCUUGAAAAGAUCCAGGAUGCUGGCAUCCGGAGAAUGAUUCUUCAUAUGAUUCAGUUGGACCCAGAGUCCAGGCUUUCAUGUGAAAGCUACUUGCAGACUUUUGCAAGUGAUGUGUUCCCCAGCUACUUCUCACCAUGUCUUCAUAGCGUCUUUUCCUGCUUGGUUCCUCUCGACUCUGAUAAAAGGGUUGAAGUGAUACAAAGGGCUUUCCAAGAGAUACAUAAGCAAAUGAUCAGUGAUAGGUCAACGCUUGAUGCUUCUGCUGAGUUAUUCCCAGAUUCCAGUCUUGGAAGAAAUGAUCUUUCGCAUCAUAUGGAACCUGGGAGACAAAACAUGACUUUGAUGAAGCAUUCUUUGAAGGAUGGAGAAAAUCUUGCAAAUGGGUUAAUUGGUGGCCAUUUUCAGCUUGUUUCUGAUCUUAAUUCUCUUCUGAAGGAGGUACAGCAAAGGAAUAAAAACUCACAUUCUAAGGCCAUGGUGGAGGGUGCCUCAAAUGCCUUCUUGCAUCACUCUGGUUCUGAUCCUGCUAGAUAUGCCCUCCAUGCUAAGCACUAUAAACAGCUGCCUUCAAAUGAACUAAUUCAAAAUUCAAAACAAAAUAAAGAUGAAGCUUUAUCUUUGGAGAGGAUUCUCAAGAGCAACCUAAUCGCUUUGAUCUCUGGGUAUGAUAUCCAAUCAGAUACUUACAACAUUCCUGUUUUACCAAGGGAGGAGAGCCAGUUAAGUUGUGAAGGCAUGGUUCUAAUUGCAUCUCUGUUGUGCUCAUGUAUUCGAAGUGUUAAGCAGCCACAGUUGAGAAGGGUGGGUGUACUGCUAUUGAAAUCUUCUUCUUUGUACAUUGAUGACGAAGAUCGCUUACAACAUGUGCUUCCCUAUGUUAUUGCAAUGCUAUCAGAUCCAGCUGCAAUUGUGCGUUGUGCUGCUUUGGAGACAUUGUGUGAUAUUUUGCCCCUAGUCCAAGAGUUUCCUCCGAGUGAUGCAAAGAUAUUUCCAGAAUAUAUCCUUCCAAUGCUUUCUAUGCUUCCAGAAGAUCCAGAAGAAAGUGUAAGGAUCUGUUAUGCGAGUAACAUAUUCAAAAUUGCAUUUACUGCUUACAGGUUGUUGCUUCAGUCCAAAAAGUCCAACGAGGCAGGUUUUAGGGAUAAGUCGCUUCAAAAGUCUCAGUCUCCUACUGCAGAAUCACAUGUGAACAAAGAUUUUGAUACCCAACUUUCCCAGUUAAGGAGAGCAAUAGCUGACGUUGUUCAAGAACUUGUAAUGGGCUCUAAGCAAACUCCAACAAUAAGGAGAGCCCUCCUGCAAGAUAUUGGUCAUUUAUGUUUCUUCUUUGGUCAGAGGCAAAGCAAUGAUUUUUUGUUGCCUAUCCUUCCAGCUUUCCUUAAUGACCGAGAUGAGCAGCUAAGGACUGUUUUUUAUGGGCAAAUAAUCUUUGUCUGCUACUUUGUGGGUCAACGAAGUGUUGAGGAGUAUCUCUUGCCUUAUAUUGAGCAAGCUCUGAGUGACUCGAUGGAGGCUGUCAUUGUCAAUGCAUUAGAAUGUUUGACCAUGCUCUGCAGAAGUGGUUACUUGAGAAAAAGGAUACUUCUGGAUAUGAUUGACCGUGGGUUUCCCUUGUUAUGUUAUCCAAUCCAGUGGGUCAGACGCUCUGCCGUCACCUUCAUUGCUGCAAGUAGCGAGAGUUUAGGACCAGUAGAUACUUAUGUUUACCUAUCUCAAGUUUUACGCCCUAUUCUUCAAAGAGAACCAGCAUCUUUGUCUUCUGAGGCAUCUCUUCUUUCAUGCCUUAAGCCUCCUGUCUCCAAACUGAUGUUUUAUCAAGCCCUUGAUAAUGCUAGGAAUUCUGAUAUGCUGGAGAGGCAGAGAAAGAUAUGGUACAACUCAGCUGCAUAUACAAAUCAGUGGGAAAAUAAUGAAACAAAUAAGACAGCAGGAGAUUCAAAUCAGGUGAAAAGUUCUAGUGGGAAGGACUCCAGUGGACAGAAUGACAGCUAUGCUGCUAUGCAGAAAACAUCUAUACUUAGCACUGAGGAACCUGCUAAAUUGAAGACUGGAAGCUCUGUCCAAAAUGCUGGUCCAUUAGAUGGAAGGGAUACUCACUGCUCUGAGAAGUUGCAGUUUUCUGGUUUUGUUAAUCCACAUGUUAGCGGGGGAGACAGUUUUCUGUGUGAUGGACCAUCUGAAGGAAUUCCUCUAUACUCUGUUUUUGCAGAUAAACAGACCACAGGAGCAGUUCCUUCUGGAUUUGAUUCCUUAUUGUAUGGGAAUCCCUUAGGAGGUGCAUCAUCCAUGCGCUGGUUGGAUCCUGUUAGUAAGUCAUUGACUAUGUCUAGUUCGGUUCCACCUAAGCUGAUUUCUGGUUCUUUUUACAAUAUAAGUAGUAGUUCCAAGGUAUUCAAAGCUUCACAUGAUAAUGCUGGCAAAGAUAAUGGCCAAUCUAGUUAUAUCACCAGUAGGUUUCAAGAUGCCACCAUUUCUGAUACUUUAAAAGGGAGCACGUCUAUUGCUGGAGAUGAUGGAGCACAAUCUGAUGCAAGUGGAUUCUCAUCCUUUGGCAGGGGAUCAUCAUCAGCUCCAGACAUUGGAUGGAGGCCUCGUGGAGUUUUAGUAGCGCAUAUGCAAGAACAUCGUUCUGCUGUGAAUGACAUAGCAGUAUCAAAUGAUCAUAGCUUCUUUGUGACUGCCUCACAUGACUCCACUGUUAAAGUGUGGGAUACUAGAAAGUUGGAGAAGGACAUAUCCUUUCGGUCUAGGUUAACUUAUUCUUUGGAUGGGAGUAGAGCUUUAUGCACUACAAUGCUUGGCGGUACUACCCAAGUGGCUGCUGGUUCUUCUGAUGGGAAGAUACACUUGUUUUCUGUUGAUUGCAUAUCCAGAGGGUUGGGCGGUGUGGCUGAGAGAUACUCUGGUAUUGCUGAUAUCAAGAGGAAAGAUGUUGGAGAGGGUGCUAUACUUAGUCUCUUGAACUGCUCUGCUGCUGAUAGCUCUGUUGGUCAAACAAUACUUUACAGCACACUAAGAUGUGGAAUCCAUCUAUGGGAUACCCGUGCAGAUGGGGAAACAUGGAUAUUCAGAAUCCCUCCAGAGGAGGGGUAUGUCUCUUCUCUUGUAAUGGGUCAAUGUGGAAAUUGGUUUGUCUCUGGGUCAUCUAGGGGUGUGCUUACAUUGUGGGAUAUGAGGUUUCUUCUGCCUGUUAAUACUUGGCAUUAUCCUGUGGUAUGCCCAGUGGAGAGAACAUGUUUACUCACCGCACCCACAAGCUCUGGUUCUGCAAUGACAAGACCAUUGGUUUAUGUUGCUGCUGGGUGUAAUGAAGUUUCCCUUUGGAAUGCUGAGAAUGGAAGCUGUCACCAGGUACUUAAAGUAGCAAGCAGUGAGAGUGAUACUGAAUUUUCCCAUAUCCCUAGGGCAUCAGCAAGACCAUCUAGCAAGUCAAGUUCUAAGCAAGACACAAAGCGGAAUUCUGGUGCGAAAUACAGAAUUGAUGAGUUGAAUGACCCUUCUUCCCGGCAUCCUGGAAUAAGGUCCAUGCUUCCGCUGCCAGGCGGAGACUUAUUGACUGGGGGGACUGACUUGAAGAUAAGAUAUUGGGAUAAUGCCAGUCCUGCAAGAAGUUUCACUGUUUGUGGGCCAUCUACAAAAGGCGUCCCAAACGAAGAUUAUUAUGAUGUGAGCUCUAGUUUUGGAGUGCAGGUUAUGCAAGAGAAGAACAGGCGAGUUCCAUUGAACAAGUUGACUCAAAAGGCUCUCCUUGCCACGGCUGCUACUGAUUCCGCUGGUUGCCACCGGGACUCUAUUCUCUCCUUAGCUACUGUCAAGUUAAAUCAAAGACUUCUGAUAUCAAGUAGCAGAGAUGGUGCUGUUAAGGUGUGGAAAUAGAAAUAAUGAAAGCAUGUGAUACGUUCUUGACUUAAAUUUGUACAUAAUUAGUAGAUGAAUUAAAAGGGAAAACCCACUUUGAUGUAUAUAAUUAGUUCAAUAAUUUAUAAAAAAUGUAAUUUUUGUUUUCUUCUUUCUCUUAUAAUCCUAGUGGAAUUCUUCUUUCAA
Molecule: messenger RNA, 4952 nt
Organism: Dioscorea cayenensis subsp. rotundata (Guinea yam)
Lineage: Eukaryota; Viridiplantae; Streptophyta; Magnoliopsida; Dioscoreales; Dioscoreaceae
Product: serine/threonine-protein kinase VPS15
Biological process (GO): late endosome to vacuole transport; protein targeting to vacuole; macroautophagy
Cellular component (GO): late endosome; phosphatidylinositol 3-kinase complex, class III, type II; phosphatidylinositol 3-kinase complex, class III, type I
Molecular function (GO): protein serine/threonine kinase activity; protein binding; ATP binding
Source: RefSeq, a predicted model, not a curated record